AUGUCCAACAGUCCAGAGGCUCCUGAUUCCUUGGAGAGCGACUGGUCAAGCUUCCGGCGCAUAAUAGAAGAGCAGGUCGGGGUGAUUCCGAAUGAGGAAGAUGUGACAAAGUCUAGAAAUGCAGAGUUGGACUCAGCCAUCUCUCAGGCUCGCGAGCUUGUUGACGCAACACCAGAUGGCCACAUAGAUAAACCGGAGAGGGUGUAUUCCCUCGGGAAACAGCACCAGAAUCGAUACGUAAGCUUUUUGCCAUCGAGAUCCUACUUGAGUGGUCACCUGAGUCACGAUUAUCAGAAGAGAAAGGUAGCGGAGAUAUCAGAGGCUGUGCGACUAUUUGAAGAGGCGCUCGCGAGGCAACCAGAAAGACAUCCCCAAAGGUCAGAUUGGCUGCACUCUCUCGGAGCAGGACUACAGUCAUUCUAUUUCGAAACUGGAGAGAUUGAUAGACUAGAGACCGCUAUUGUCAGGCUAGAGGAGGCAGUAAACGCAACGCCGCAAUGCGACUCCUUCCUCGCAGAUCGCCUACACUCACUCGGGUCUGCCUAUCGCAGCAAGUAUGGGUUUACCGGAAUGAUCGAGGAUCUGGAACUAGCAUUCCAACAUCAUCAGAGAGCAGUCGAUACUACGCGCUCGGAUGAUGCGGAGUGGACGAAUCGGGUGUUUAACCUAGGGGAUUUACACUUCACGCGAUACAAACGCUUGAAUGCAAUCGCGGACUUGGAAGCAGCCUUUGAGAAGUUCCAAGAAGUAACCGGGGCAACCCAAAACGGCGAUCUGGAAUAUGCAACAAGAUUGCAGGCUCUGGCAACUGUCUUGUAUGAGAGGUACUUAAGGCUAAAAGCUAUCAAAGAUCUCGAUAUGUCCAUCAGCCUUUUUGGCGAUGCGCUCAAUGAAUCGCGGACUCCUCUGCUCCGGGCUCAUAUGCUCCAUUCAAUUGGUCUAGCUUAUCAAGCCAAGUUCCGUAAAGAACGAGCACCGACAUGGAUCAACAUAGCGAUUGCGUAUCACCAAAGGGCCCUCGAUGCAAUGCCUAGCGACCAUAAAGGACGGGGAGAGUUGCUGCAUUCUCUAGGUGAAAGUCACUAUCUCAAGUAUGACGCGGGGGCAAGCAAAGGAACAACAGAUAUAGACAGUGCGUGUCAAAGAUUUCAAGAAGCGCUGGACGAAACUCCCAAUGACGUACCGGAGCGAACAAGGCGCCUCCAUUCUCUCUGUACGGCAACCAUCUACCAAGCCUUGGAAGCAGGACGUGCACCGAGUACAGUGCAGAUCCUAAAACAUCUACAUGAAGCCUUUGCUAAUACUUCAUCCCCAACUUCGAGCCGAAUCCGUGUAGGGAAACAGUUAUACGCCCUGCAUGUCGAAUGUCAGGAAUGGUCCCUUGCCGCGGAAGUGGCCCAAAUGACCAUUUCGCUGAUUCCCAGACUCGCGCCUCGCUCUCUGGAGAAUUCAGACAAGCAGAAUAUACUCGCCGAGGUGGCCGAUAUAGCCUCUGAUGCUGCCGCACUUGCCUUGAAGACAGGCAAACCCCCAUAUGAGGCCAUUCGACUCCUGGAACUUGGGCGGGGAGUACUUGGCGGGUCGCUGAGAGAACUGCGCACAGAUAUCUCCAAGCUUCAAGUGAAGAACCCCCAGCUAGCCGAGGAGUACUGCAGAAAUCGAGAUCAACUGGAGGCGGCGACAUCAUCCGCUGAUCGGUUUAAUCAACGAUAUGAGGCUGGACAAAACAUUGAGCGAACGAUUCGAGCCAUUCGGCAACUUCCCCCGUUUAGUCGAUUCAUGAUGGGCCCUUCUGAAGAUGAAAUGAAGGUCCUUGCUGCCAUGGGACCGAUUGUCAUUAUCAACGUCAGUUACUACGGUUGUCAUGCUCUUACCGUGGAGAAGAGUGGGAUCAAAGCAUUGAAACUGCCAGGUCUGAGGAGAGAUGGCUUGAGAUUUCGUGGAGUAAGCUUGAACCUCUUGGGUUGGCUAUGGGAUGCAAUUGCAGAUCCCAUUCUCAACGCUCUCGGAUUCACAGAGACACCAAAGGACCAGUGGCCGCGUAUGUGGUGGGUUCCUACAGGGCGCCUGGCCAAAUUCCCUCUUCACGCAGCAGGGCAUCAUGUCGAUGGAUCCUCACGAGUGGCCAUGAAUCGAGUCAUUUCAUCUUACAGUUCCUCUAUACAGGCACUUAUCCAAAACUAUGAGAACCAUUCUUCGGCAAGGCAUCUGAGAGAGAAGAUCCUCCUGGUCGGCAUGGAAAAGACGCCCGGUCAAAUUAACCUCCCGUUCGUUCCGCAGGAGAUCGACAAAGUACGAAGUAUUUGUGGAUCCAUGGAGGUCCAUGUAGCUGGAGGUGAUUCUUCUUUGGAAAGCAUCCUAUCAUCCUUGAAGGACUGCGACAUCUUUCAUUUUGCGGGCCAUGGCCACACAAACCCGUCAGACCCCUCGGAUAGCUCUCUGCUGCUGGGGGAUGGUGCAAAGAAGCUCACUGUAUCAAGUCUCCUCAAGAUGAAUCUGUGGACGCGAAUGCCGUUUCUCGCCUAUCUGUCCGCCUGCGGAACCGGACGGAUGAAUCAUGAUGAGCUUAUCGAUGAGGCCCUUCAUCUGAUCAGUGCUUUCCAACUUGCCGGCUUUAGACAUGCCAUUGGCACUAUGUGGGAGGUUAAUGAUGAAUUAUGCGUGGAAGUAGCGGGUGCUACGUACCAGUGGAUGAAAAGCCACGGCAUGAGUGAUGCUUCUGUGAGUGAGGGUCUUCACCGAACAAUCCGGGAGCUUCGUGCCAAGUGGGUAACAGAAAAAGAGUUUCGAGCGGCUAAGCGUAUGUCAGAGAAUCUAAAAAGAUGCAGCAUUGACAACCACCAGACCGGGUCUUCUGAAGGAUUGGCAAGGGACAUGAUCUUUAUCCCAGAUGAGGAGUUGCCACUUUCUUGGGUUCCAUAUGUUCAUUUCGGCUUUUGA
Molecule: messenger RNA, 2940 nt
Organism: Clonostachys byssicola
Lineage: Eukaryota; Fungi; Ascomycota; Sordariomycetes; Hypocreales; Bionectriaceae
Source: the annotation of a GenBank genome assembly